Molecule: messenger RNA, 2413 nt
Organism: Centropristis striata (black sea bass)
Lineage: Eukaryota; Metazoa; Chordata; Actinopteri; Perciformes; Serranidae
Gene: tssc4
Product: tumor suppressing subtransferable candidate 4
Exons: 2
Coding region: 146-1051 (301 amino acids)
Source: RefSeq, a predicted model, not a curated record
CAUGUGUGAAUAUGACGUCAUCAUCCGACCCCGGAUCUUCUUCUCCUUGUUUUGGUUGUUGCUGCUACGAUGAGGCAAACUUCAUUAACCAUUGGAGGCAACCCGCGGUUAUUGAUGUAGCAAGCUGCUAAGUCUUGUCGACAAGAUGUGUGAUCAGAAAAAUGGUGGUGACCAUGGUAAGAUGUUACACAUUGAUGAUGUGGACGAGCUGUCAGCCAGUGAUGAAUCAGAGCCUGAAGAACAAACCAGCACUACUGCCUUUGACGUUGACUGUGACGUUGACGACGAUGAUGUAAAUGAUGACGAUGGUGAUAAUGAUGGUGAUGAGGUCUCUGCUCCAGCUGCAGGACACAGAGCUCAGAGUGCAUUCAGUCUGAAAGGUGGAAACCAGGCUUUCUCCAACCGCAGCCACAGCAUCUUUGAAUGCCUGGACAGUGUUUCCCAGCUGGCCUCCUCCUCUCUGAAACAGGACAAUAUUACAGACAGAGUGUUUGCUCAUUCUCUGUCUUCACGUCCAAACAGGAAGACCAGCAUGCCUCCACCAAGCUGCCCCACACCAGCCAAGAAGAGAGGAGUCCCAGACUACCUGGUGCAUCCUGAGCGCUGGACACACUACAGUCUGGAGGACGUGAACUGCGACGAGAGCAACAGCAAGAUCGCUCACCAGUUCCUGUCCAGUCUGCAGCAGAGGAAGGAACAACAGGAGAGUCGGACGGAUCCCGACUCUAACAACAAGCAGAAGAUUAUCUUCUCCAAACCGAGCAAGUUCCUGGUGGAACAACCUGCCAACCAGCUGUCAGCUGUUGAAAACAAAGAGCAGGAGACAUGCCUCAGUCAUCUGAAGGAGGACAGUGAAGAUGAGGAGGCUGGACGAAGUAGAAAACACCAGAGUGUAGAUACGGCUGUGGAAAAGGACAAAGACAUGGGGGGAGCUGUGGCUCCAACAGAGGAGAUGAAGGAGAAAAUGGAAGAGGCCAACCCGGCCUUUUCCUUCUUCAGGAAGACCACGCGUAAGAAUUACAGGAAGAACUCAGGGCAAGAGGACAACUGACCGAAAAAAAUCAAACAGAGUACAUCUUGUAUAGAAAAAAUAAAAUCACUCUGGUCCAUUCAAAUAAUCUGAUUUCACUGUUUUCAGAGCAGUUUCAUUGCUGAGUCACCAAACAACCUCAUAAAGACCAGUUUCACCACUGACCCCAUCAGCUUUACCCAUGGCUGGGGUUGGAAAUGUGAACGAAGGGUUUAGCUGUUAGUUAAUCUGUUCUGAUGUUAGCAUGCCAGCUGACUGUUUUACCACCCAGUCAAUAGCUACUUUUACAUCCAAGACUGAGGACUAUUUUAUAAGCUUGCUACAUUGUGUGGGGUUAAAAUAUAAUAUUUUAUACAUUAUCAUUGUUCUCCUUCCCUCUUCAUCUUUCAUCAUACUCAUGGUGUUAAUGUUAAAGGUUGUCAGUUCUCAACAAACAUUGUUAACCCUCAACAUAUUGAUGCCCCUUCUAAUGCACAACAUGGGUCAAAAAUGACCCACAUUUAUUGGCUGUGUGUUUCUGUGCUCUGUCUUUUGAUAUGAACUUAUUUUGUGAUUGAAUAUUCCAAAUAUUCUUUAAAUAUCUUGUUUGUGAUAACAACAGAUCAUUAUUUCCAUUUUGCUUCUCAUACUUUAUGAAGAAAAAAAGUUUUUGUAUUAUUACAUAGCCAAGAAGUUAGCUAAGUAGUUAGCUUAGCAAGCUACUUAGCCAAGAAGUUAGCUAAGUAGUUAGCUUAACAAGCUACUUAGCUAACUACUGAGCCAAGAAGUUAGCUCAGUAGUUAGCUUAGUAAACUACUUAGCUAACAACUUAGCCAAGGAGUUAGCUAAGUAGUUAGCUUAGCAAGCUACUUAGCUAAAAAUGGAUACGGGUCAUUUUUCACCCAUGUUGUGCAUUAAAAGAGUAGUGACACAUAAAGGGAUUUUAAUUAAAAAAAAAAAAAAAAAAAAGGAAAACACAAAAUUUGUAAUUUAUUGCAAAGAUAUAGAACAUAAAAACUUGAGAAAACACUUUAGACCCAUGUUGUGCAUCAAAGGGUUAAAAAUGACCAUGGAGUUUAAUAGGAAAGCUGCUGCUGUUAUUAUUAGUUACAGUUCAAAAUUUACAAAAGCUGCAGUUUAGUUAAAAAAUGCCUGAGGAAGUGGGUAAACUUUUUUUUUUUCAUAAAAUCUGCAUGACAGCAGUGAUUGUUACAUCCUGCUUCUCCAACUGGGGAGAGAAAUUAGAAUUUCAUUAUCUUCAUUUGAUCUGUACUUUUAUUAGUCUUAAUCUGAAAUAAAGUAGGAAUAUUGAUUUGUAUUAUUGUAUUUGUUAUUCUUUUAAAAACAUUCAAACUGAAAGUUGUGGCUUAUUGAAAAUGAGAAAAUAAAAUGUAUUUACAUCCA